ACCAUCUGUCACUCUUGACAAACAAUCCGUUUUUAAUCAAUUCUUCAACGUCGUCACUCUAAAGCAUCACUAUCUCCAUCUUCAACUUGCCAAGAUGCCUACUGAAGUCGAUUGUGGAAAACUAAAGAAACCCCAGAUGCACGGCUUGGCAACGAAAGCUGCGAAGUCAAUGGUAGCCAAAGCUCUGCUGAGUGCCGGUCUAGCAGGAUUGAUGUUUCAUCAGUUCUACAUGGAGAGGAAGAAGAGGAUAUACCGGAACUUCUACGAAAACUACGACAUUGAGAAGGAGUUUGAGAGGAUCAGAUCUAAAAAUGUGUUCGAUUCAUGUUAAAGAGAUCGCGCGUAGUUGAAAGAAAAUCAACCACUGUAAGACUGCUCUCUGAAUGGAAUGGUAAUUUAAAUAUUUCAUCUGCUUUGAACCCACUAAAUAAGAAGUUUAAAUUUCCCUUUGACAUUUUACAGGAAAUUGUUCUUCGAGGUUUUUCAAUUCAUAUAUAGGUCGUUAAUUAUUUCUCCUCAGUUUCUUACUCGCUUUAUUCUCUAGGAAUACUUGGUCUUUGCAAUUGAAGUAAGUGAAUGUUUCGUCGCUUUUUUCAAUGUUGAACGGAAUAGUAGAAAAUGUUGUUCUCAAAUCUAAAAUACAAUCAUCAGAUAUCAAAUAGUUUCAACCGUAUACGCGGUGAGGCAAAUAUAAAAC
Messenger RNA from Phaedon cochleariae (mustard beetle), 697 nucleotides. NCBI's taxonomy places the organism in Eukaryota, Metazoa, Arthropoda, Insecta, Coleoptera, Chrysomelidae. The record is from the annotation of a GenBank genome assembly.